Messenger RNA from Sapajus apella (tufted capuchin), 3724 nucleotides. It is a transcript of the gene LCTL, whose product is annotated as lactase like. Gene Ontology annotation, molecular function: beta-glucosidase activity. Gene Ontology annotation, biological process: carbohydrate metabolic process. The transcript is spliced from 14 exons. The record is from RefSeq and is a predicted model, not a curated record. Bases 488 to 2191 code for a protein of 567 amino acids. NCBI's taxonomy places the organism in Eukaryota, Metazoa, Chordata, Mammalia, Primates, Cebidae.
GACAAGAACAUCACACGCUCGUCCUGCACCACCCCCAGCUUGGGACUCGAAGGACUAGGGUGUGCUGAAGGUGGCACGGCAGGCCCAGAAGGGGCCAGGGGGACUGGGUCUCCUCCCCUCCGCGGCUGCCCCUCUGUCCUGGGGUGGGGGGCUGAUUGGCUCCCCCGCCCCGCCCCCAGCCCAGUGCCAAGCUUCCCAGCUGCUGACUCAGGCCAUGCCGGCCAGCUCAGCAUUCCUGCCUGGCCCCCACUGAAUGAGGCUAUUGAAAGUCUCUGUAGCCACAAACCACGCCCCCAACCAGAGCCUUCGGCUGCCCCGUGGCUCUGCUGUCAGGGGACGGCCUAGGCCUGGGCCAGUGGGAGAGGGCUCUGGCGGCCAGUGACUGACGGUCUGGGGGUGUCUGGGACCAAGGACGAUCCUGGCCAGGACCUGGCCACCAGCCUGGCUGCAGGGGCCGUUUUUCAGGUAUGGGGGAGGGCCGGGUGCCAUGAAGCCAGUGCAGGUCGCCACCCUUCUGUGGAUGCUGCCGCUGGUGCUCGGGCUGGGGGCCGCCCGGAUGGGGUCCCCAGAAGAGGACUCCUUCUACUAUGGAACCUUCCCUUUUGGCUUCUCCUGGGGCGUGGGCAGUUCUGCCUACCAGACGGAGGGCGCCUGGGACCAGGACGGGAAAGGGCCCAGCAUCUGGGACGCCUUCACGCACAGUGGGAAGGGGAAGGUGCUCGGGAAUGAGACGGCAGAUGUGGCCUGUGAUGGGUACCACAAGGUCCAGGAGGACAUCACACUUCUGAGGGAACUGCACGUCAGCCACUACCGAUUCUCCCUGUCUUGGCCCCGGCUCCUGCCCACAGGCAUCCGAGCCGAGAAGGUGAACAAGAAGGGAAUGAAAUUCUACAGCGAUCUCAUCGAUGCCCUUCUGAGCAGCAACGUCACCCCCAUCGUGACCUUGCACCACUGGGAUCUGCCUCAGCUGCUCCAGGUCAAAUACGGCGGGUGGCAGAAUGUGAGCAUGGCCAACUACUUCAGAGACUAUGCCAACUUGUGCUUUGAGGCCUUUGGGGACCGCGUGAAGCACUGGAUCACAUUCAGUGAUCCUCGGGCAAUGGCAGAAAAAGGCUAUGAGACUGGCCACCACGCGCCGGGCCUGAAGCUCCGUGGCACCGGCCUGUACAAGACAGCACACCACAUCAUUAAGGCCCACGCCCAAGCCUGGCAUUCUUAUAACACCACAUGGCGCAGCAAGCAGCAAGGUCUGGUGGGAAUUUCACUGAACUGUGACUGGGGGGAACCUCUGGACAUCAGUAACCCCAAGGACAUAGAGGCGGCUGAGAGAUAUCUACAGUUCUGUCUGGGCUGGUUUGCCAACCCCAUUUAUGCCGGUGACUACCCCCAAGUCAUGAAGGACUAUAUUGGAAGAAAGAGUGCGGAGCAAGGCCUGGAGAUGUCGAGGUUACCAGUGUUCUCACUCCAGGAGAAGAGCUACAUUAAAGGCACAUCUGACUUCUUGGGAUUAGGUCAUUUUACUACUCGGUACAUCACGGAAAGGAACUACCCCUCCCGCCAGGGCCCCAGCUACCAGAACGAUCGUGACUUGAUAGAACUGGUUGACCCAGACUGGCCAAAUCUGGGGUCUACAUGGCUGUAUGCUGUGCCAUGGGGAUUCAGGAGGCUCCUCAACUUUGCUCAGACUCAAUAUGGCAAUCCUCCCAUAUAUGUGAUGGAAAAUGGAGCAUCUCAGAAAUUCCACUGUACUCAAUUAUGUGAUGAGUGGAGAAUUCAAUACCUUAAAGGAUACAUAAAUGAAAUGCUAAAAGCUAUAAAAGAUGGUGCUAAUAUAAAGGGGUAUACUUCCUGGUCUCUGUUGGAUAAGUUUGAAUGGGAGAAAGGAUACUCAGAUAGAUAUGGAUUCUACUACGUUGAAUUUAACGACAGAAAUAAGCCUCGCUAUCCAAAGGCUUCGGUUCAAUAUUACAAGAAGAUUAUCAUUGCCAGUGGGUUUCCCAAUCCAAGAGAGGUGGAAAGUUGGCACCAGAAAGCUUUGGAAACUUGCUCUAUCAACAAUCAGAUGCUUGCUGCAGAGCCCUUGCUACGUCACAUGCAAAUGGUUACGGAGGUCGUGGUACCUACUGUCUGCUCCCUCUGCAUUCUCAUCGCUGCUGUUCUGCUAAUGCUCCUUAUGAGGAGGCAGAGCUGAGACAGGAUUACCAAUUUCGGAGCUUCAUAAGAGAAUCUUCAGGAUCUUCGUCCCUUUUCUCCUUUCAGGGUUUACAUAUAUUUCUGUUUUCAGGUUCUACAAUAAUUACCUUUUCUUCUCUUUGUCUUUUUGGCUUGUGCUGGGAUUUAAGAAUUAGAAAAUAAAAAUAAGCAGAAAUUAAAAAAAAAUCACUUGUAAUCUCACCCCUCCUAAAGUUAAUGUUAACUUUUUACUGUAUAUAAUGAAUGUAUAUUAUGAAUUAUUUACAAAAAUGGGGUCAUAGUAUACAAACUAUUGUGACUUGACAGUUUAUCACUCUAAAAUCUGUCCAAAAAUAUUACUUUAAUAUUCAAAGGACUGCCAUCUCAGCACCAUCCUAUACCUGAUAGAUGAAAUCAGUCUGGUCAGGUGCAGUGGCUCAUGCCUGUAAUCCCAGCACUUUGGGAGGCUGAGACGGGUGAAUCACUUGAGGCCAGAAGUUCGAGACCAACCUGGCCAACAUGGUUGAACCCUGUCUGUACUAAAAAUACAAAAACUAAGCAUGGUGGUGGGUGCCUGUAAUCCCAGCUACUCGGGAAGCUGAGGCAGGAGAAUCACUUGGGAGGUGAAGAUUGCAGUGAGCUGAGAUCACGCCACUGCACUCCAGCCUGAGCAACAGAGAAGACUCCGUCUUAAAAGAGAAAAGAAAUCCAUAGGUAACGAUCCUUCCAGGUUGUAAAUAUUAUUAGCCACGCACAGAAAAGUGUGAGGUGGGUAUCAAGUAAAUGAGCACAUACACUCUUCUGACACAAAUGCUGACUAAAUUCAACUUGCUUUAUUCCAUGAAAUACCUCAAAGAAAUAUAUGUUUACUUAUUAUCUUCUAGGUAACUCAGUAUCUUGUUUUUUAUAAUAAAGAUUCAUUUUACUCUUAACUGUUAAAAUGCUAAAAUUAAUUGAUUUCCAUUUAUUUUGGGGAUAAAACAUGGCUUAAGAACAACCUUUGCAAAUCAACAGGAAGUAAAAAAAAAUCGCAUGCAUUUUACUUAUUUGAUUUUACUAAAUACUGUUUCUGAAACUGAAAAAGACAGUAGAAAAUGUCAUUCCAUUAAUUCUUUUGGUUAAUAUGAUCUCAAAACAUUUUAAGAACAGUAUUUACAUCUGGGGCUAGUCCUGUGAUUGGGCUGGAAUAAAACUGCUUGUAACAAAACUUUGCUCUUAACGACAAAUCGAUAUUCCUGUUCAGGGUUUUCUCUUCCAUGGUUUCAAAAUCAAACGCACUUUCUACUACAUAUACAGAUUUUUAAUGCAAAGAUAUUACCACUCAAUUUUUUUUUAUCUCUGGUUUUAGGAUGAAACUGACCUAUUCAGUUGACUACAAAAGGUAGAAAAGAGCUGCACUGCUCAGCAGCAACUGGUAAGUCUUUUAUAUGAUUACUCAUAAUCCUCAUUCCUACUGUGUGAAUCAACAUUGAUGUAGAAAGAACUAGACGUAAGGUACUUAAUUACAAAGUAGCUGACAAAGAGGCUAAAGGUGAACAUAAAUACCUUGCAG